Mercurialis annua (annual mercury) is the source of this 2009-nucleotide messenger RNA. Its product is annotated as probable flavin-containing monooxygenase 1. Gene Ontology annotation, molecular function: NADP binding; N,N-dimethylaniline monooxygenase activity; flavin adenine dinucleotide binding. The transcript is spliced from 5 exons. Bases 49 to 1608 code for a protein of 519 amino acids. NCBI's taxonomy places the organism in Eukaryota, Viridiplantae, Streptophyta, Magnoliopsida, Malpighiales, Euphorbiaceae. The record is from RefSeq and is a predicted model, not a curated record.
CAUAUUUCUCUUCAUAAUCUUUGAAUUAAUUGAGCUAAUUGAUUCAAAAUGGCUCGACAAAACAACCUUAUAGUCUCCAAAAUUGGCAUUAUUGGAGCUGGUGUGAGUGGUUUAGCCAUGCUCAAGCAGCUGGCUCACCAUAAUCCACUGGUUUUUGAGGCAAGUGAUUCAGUUGGUGGAGUCUGGAAAACUUGUUCUUAUAAUUCCACAAAACUUCAAUCUUCUCGUACUGAUUAUGAGUUCACAGAUUUCCUUUGGCCUAACAGAGAUGAUCCAAAUUUUCCUUCUUAUCUUGAGAUUUUGGAUUAUUUGAGAUCUUAUGCUGAGUGUUUUGACCUAAUGAAGUACAUUAGGUUUAAUUCUAAGGUGGUGGAACUCCGAUUUGUCGGUGACCGGAAGGCUGCCGAUUGUAGCGGACAUUAUGGAAGCCUCCUCCCUGGUCAGCAUGUUUGGGAGGUGGCUGUGCAAACUAAUCAAACAGACACUAUUCAGUGGUACGCAUUUGAAUUUCUAGUGGUAUGCACCGGAAAAUAUGGUGAUAUUCCGAAGAUCCCUAAAUUUCCAAAAAAUGGAGGUCCUGAAAUAUUCAAAGGGCAAGUUUUGCAUUCACUUGAUUACUGUAAGCUGGACAAAGAAGCUGCUUCUCACCUUCUCAAAGGAAAGAAAGUUGCGGUUGUCGGCUUCAAAAAAUCAGCCAUUGAUUUAGCUUUGGAGUGUGCUCAGGCCAACCAAGGUGCAGAUGGGCAGCAAUGUACGAUGGUGGUGAGGACAUUACAUUGGACUGUUCCUCACUAUUGGAUAUGGGGUUUGCCAUUUUUCUUGUUCUUCUCCACAAGAUCUUCUCAGUUCAUCCAUGAAAAACCUAAUCAAACCCUCCUCAACUCCCUUUUUUGCCUUCUCUUUUCUCCAAUCAGACAUGUAGUUUCCAAAUUUAUAGAGUCCUACCUGCUCUAUAAGCUUCCUCUGCACAAGUAUGGAUUAAAACCAGAUCACCCUUUCAUCGAAGACUACGCGUCGUGCCAGAUGGCGAUCAUGCCGGAAAACUUUUUCUCCGAGGCUGACAAAGGCAACAUUCUGUUCAAAAGAACAUCAAAUUGGUGCUUCACUCAGGAUGGACUCCAAUUUGAAGAUAACACUAAACUGCAGGCUGAUGUUGUGAUUUUUGCAACUGGUUAUAAUGCAAAGAAAAAGCUUCAGAAUAUCAUACCAGAACCUUUUUUUAGUCUGUUAGAGUAUCCUUAUGGUGUAAUGCCCUUAUACAGAGGUACAAUUCAUCCUUUGAUUCCAAACAUGGCUUUCGCCGGAUUCAUAGAAAGUGUUUCAAACCUUCACACUGCAGAACUGCGAAGCAUAUGGCUGGCAAGACUAAUUGACAAUAAAUUUAAGCUUCCUACUGCAGAGAAGAUGCUGAAACAAGUUUCUAAGGAGAUUGAAGUUAUGAAGAGGACAACAAGGUUCUAUAAGAAAAAACAUUGCAUCUCUACUUUUAGCAUUGACCACAGCGAUGAAAUCUGUGACGAAAUGGGGUGGAGUUCCUGGAGGAAGAAGAACUUGUUGGCUGAAGCAUUUAGCCCGUACGGCAGCCAGGACUAUGAGCAGGAGGAGUAAUAAUAGCAUAAAGCAUAAUUAUUAUCUAAUUUUCAUUCUUUAAAUUUAAAAUAGAAUAAGCAUACUACUUCCUUUUUCAUGGUAAUCAAUCUUAUCAAGGAAAAGUAGAAACGAAGUAGGUCAAUGUAAUGUAAUUCUUAAUGUUUUAAAGCAUAGGAAUAUGAGAGGUCUCAAGAAAUUGCAAUAUUCAUUCAAAGAGAAAUAAUCAAACUUUUCUGUACUUUUUAACUACAAGAAGCUGCAUUUCAUUUCUUCCGAAUGUAUACUUAUGCGAAUAUUAACGGGUACAAUAGUAGCUACAGGGACUAAGAACAAAUACACCAAUAUGUUGCAUGCCAAGAAAUGUAAUAUAAAAUUGAUACAACAUACAGAAUUGUAGAUUCAAAUGCUUUGAAGUAGUU